Molecule: messenger RNA, 2026 nt
Organism: Medicago truncatula (barrel medic)
Lineage: Eukaryota; Viridiplantae; Streptophyta; Magnoliopsida; Fabales; Fabaceae
Product: calcium-dependent lipid-binding protein
Exons: 12
Coding region: 260-1801 (513 amino acids)
Cellular component (GO): endoplasmic reticulum
Molecular function (GO): lipid binding
Source: RefSeq, a predicted model, not a curated record
UUUCCUUUCAUUUCAAUUCAAUUCAAUCUCGUGAAAACUAUAUGAAAUAAAUUGAACCCACAAAAAUAAUAAAGUUUACAUUUUUACAGUUUUAAAAAAACACACACACACACACACAGUGUAGCAAGAGUCCCACUACAACUCAUAGCAAAUUAACAAAAAAUCAACACUUUUUGUUAACUUUUAUUCUCUUUCAAGAAUCUCAUUCCAAUUAGCGUUCAUCUUCUAAGGGAAAAAGUGGUGUUUUGAAUCUGUGAAGAUGGGUUUGAUUUCUGGGAUUUUUAUGGGGAUGCUAUUUGGCAUAGCAUUGAUGGCAGGAUGGGCUCGUAUGAUGAGGUAUAGAAGUGCCAAGAGAAUUGCAAAGGCUGUUGACAUCAAAAUCCUUGGAUCCCUCAACAGAGAAGAUUUAAAGAAAAUUUGUGGGGAGAAUCUUCCUGAAUGGAUAUCUUUUCCUGUAUAUGAGCAGGUGAAAUGGCUAAACAAGCUCCUGAGCAAGCUUUGGCCAUUUGUAGCAGAAGCCGCAACAAUGGUGAUCAAGGAAUCUGUUGAACCUCUACUGGAAGAGUACAGACCUCCUGGAAUUACUUCAUUGAAGUUCAGCAAGCUGUCACUUGGAAACGUAGCUCCAAAAAUUGAAGGUAUUCGUGUGCAGAGUCUUACCAAAGGUCAAAUCAUAAUGGACGUAGAUCUCCGCUGGGGUGGUGAUCCCAGUAUUAUUUUGGCUGUCGAAGCUGCCCUUGUUGCAUCAAUCCCUAUUCAGUUGAAGGAUCUAAAAGUUUUCACCAUUGCCCGUGUUAUAUUCCAACUUGCUGAAGAGAUCCCUUGCAUUUCUGCUGUUGUUGUUGCUCUUCUUGCUGAGCCAAAGCCGAGAAUUGAUUAUACUCUGAAAGCUGUUGGUGGAAGUUUAACUGCUCUUCCUGGAAUUUCAGAUAUGAUUGAUGAUACUGUGAACACAAUUGUUACUGAUAUGCUCCAAUGGCCACAUAGGAUUGUUGUUCCACUUGGUGGUAUCCCUGUUGAUAUUAGUGACUUGGAGCUUAAACCUCAUGGAAGCCUUAAAGUGACUAUUGUGAAAGCGACCGAUUUAAAAAAUAUGGAAAUGAUUGGAAAAUCUGAUCCUUAUGUUGUUCUGUACAUUCGACCUUUAUUCAAGGUUAAAACCAAGGUUAUUAACAACAACUUGAAUCCUGUUUGGGAUCAAACAUUUGAGUUGAUUGCAGAAGACAAGGAGACCCAGUCACUCAUUCUUGAGGUUUUUGAUGAAGACAUUGGGCAAGAUAAGCGACUGGGAAUCGUAAAAUUACCCCUUAUUGAAUUGGAAGUACAAACUGAAAAAGAGCUUGAAUUGAGGCUGCUGUCAUCGCUUGAUACACUCAAGGUGAAAGAUAAGAAGGAUCGAGGAACCUUGACCGUAAAGGUCCUGUAUUACCAAUUUAACAAAGAGGAACAAUUGGCUGCACUAGAAGCAGAAAAAGCUAUAUUAGAAGAAAGGAAGAAACUGAAAGCUGCCGGCGUCAUAGGUAGCACAAUGGAUGCAGUAGGGUCAGGUGUUGGACUAGUCGGAAGUGGCAUUGGACUAGUCGGAACUGGCAUUGGCGCCGGAGCUGGACUUGUCGGAAGCGGCAUUGGUGCUGGAGCUGGACUUGUUGGCAGUGGUUUUGGAGCCUUUGGUAGCGGACUUAGCAAGGCAGGAAAGUUUAUGGGAAGGACCAUAACAGGUCAUAGUGGUUCUAGAAGGAGUGGUUCGUCAACUCCAGUUCAUAAUCCACAGGAAAAUGGUAGUCCAAAAAAGACUCAAUAAUUCUUGCUUGUAUACUGAAACAAUGAAUUGAAUGGAACUUGCAGGUUAAGCAACCUUUGGUAAUUGACAAAUUUGUCUUGUUGAUUGAUAGCAGAAAUGUCAAUUCAGUACAGUUGUAUUGUAUCAUCUUUAUUUGUAUAUUAUGUUUGACUUUGAUGUGUAAUAUUAACAGAUUGUAAACAUUCCUUAUUUCUUACAAAUCAAUGUGAUUCAAAAGACACAAAA